AUGGUGCUUUGAUGAAACAGUAACGCAUUUCAUAUAUAAGGGAGGACAAAAUGACAACAACAAGGAAUACAGAUCUGUUAAAGAAAGGGGUAUACACAUUGUUUCGGAGCACUGGCUUUUGGAGAGUGCCCAGGAAUAUAAACGUCUUCCUGAAUCUCUCUUUCCUCACACUUACAAUCCCAAAAUGAGCCUGGACAUCAGUGCGGUGCAUGAUGCCAGGUUCUGCUCUUCUGGCACACUUCCAUCAACUGGAAAAGCAGCCGAGGAAAAUGAGAUCAUUCCAGUGGAUGAAGAUGAUGUUGAAGAUGAUGUAACUACCGACCAAAUGAAGGAAGUAGUACCUACAGAGGGAGAACAAGUUGUAGCAAGUGAAGCCAAAGGAGUAUUAACCCAAACACUAGAAAUGAGAGAGAAUUUCCAAAGGCAGCUGCAGGAGAUCAUGUCUGCCACAUCGAUAGUGAAACCCCAAGGACAAAGAGGAUCCCUCUCCAGGAACAGCUUUGAUGGGUCUCCAACCACCCCUGAUGGCCCCCGAUCUGUGCGAAACGGCCGCAGCCGGGUCUUGGAAGCUCUGAGGCAAUCCCGGCAAGCGCUGACAGAUCUCAACACAGAGCCAUCACAGAGUGAGCAGAUCAUCUGGGAUGAUCCUACUGCAAGGGAGGAGAGAGCAAGACUCGUCAGCAACUUUCAGUGGCCUAAUAGUCCUUCCCAGUACACUGAGCAAGUUCAAAGUAACAUCAAUAAGAACAUGGAUGAGUCUACCUUCAGAUCCUUAGCCGAUUCAGAGCUUGCUGCUCUAGAUGGUCCCGAGGCUGGGGAUGGAGAUGUGACUGCAGAUCCAAAGAAUCCUGUGUGUGGAGAUCCUGAAACACCCCUUAAAGAAGAUAAGCUGAUCCCCACUCCACAGGCCCCCAGCAUUGCUUUCCCACUGGCUAAGCCUCCUGUGGCACCACAACCCAAAGAGAAGACUCUUGCAGAAGAUGAGAAGGCUGAUGAAGAACCAGAAAAACAGCGUAAAUUUCAGCUGUCUUCUCUUAAUCCUCAAGAACGAUUUGAUUACUGCCAUCUGAUUGAGGAAUUAGGUGGAAUAGUGCUCGAGAAGCAGUGCUUCGAUCCCAGUUGCACACACAUCGUUGUGGGGCAUCCUCUACGAAAUGAAAAAUUCCUGGCCUCGAUGGCAGCUGGGAAGUGGGUGCUCCAUCGUUCCUACCUGGAGGCGUGCAGAGGAGCUGGCUGCUUCGUUCAGGAAGAAGAUUAUGAGUGGGGAAGUAAUUCCAUACUUAAUGUUUUGUCUGGAAUCAAUGUAAACCAGAAGAAACUAGCACUCGCAGCCAUGAGGUGGAGGAAAAAAAUCCAUAAAGGAAGGCAAGAAACUGGUGUUGUUGAGGGGGCCUUCAGCGGCUGGAAAGUGAUCCUGAACGUCGAUCAAACCAAGGAAGCUGGAUUCAGGCGUCUUCUUCAGUCAGGAGGAGCAAAAGUGUUUUCUGGUCACUCUGGGGCUCUCUUUAAAGAAGCCACUCACCUCUUCGCUGACUUCAGCAAGCUGAGGCCGGAGGAGAGCAGGGUGAACGUCGCGGAGGCAGCAGCCCACGGGGUGAACUGCCUGAAGCCGGAGUACAUCGCGGACUACCUCAUCCAGGAGCCACCUCCUCCGAUGGAGUCCUACUGCUUGCCAGAAGCCGAGUCUAACCUUGAGAACAACAAAGAACUUGGAACUGGAUUAUCCCAGAAAAGAAAAGCAACAGGAGGAACAAGCAGAGUCAAACGAUCCAGAAUACACUGAGAAAAUUCCCUGUUUUUAAUUAAUGCAUUUUUUUAAAAUUCAUAUUUAUAUUUUUUUCAUUCUCACUACAAUUAAAAGCUUUGAGUUUCA
This is a messenger RNA of Tinamus guttatus (white-throated tinamou), 1873 nucleotides long. The record is from RefSeq and is a predicted model, not a curated record. NCBI's taxonomy places the organism in Eukaryota, Metazoa, Chordata, Aves, Tinamiformes, Tinamidae.